UGUCGUUGUCUUUCCGAAAACACACACAGGAAGCGGAAGAAGCGACAUUUGAACACUGAUACCAAUAUCAAAGAAACAUUGGACUCGGUAUGUUCGCAAUCUGAAUAGACUGAAGGAGAAGAGGAGGGGGGAAGCCGCCGGUGUGUGAGUCCCGCCAGUCGUCCGACGACUGGAUUGGCUUCGUGUUUACGUAAAACGUCGCCAGAUACGGGAUCCUGGGCCCAGGAGAAAAGGGAGUGGAGGACAUCAUGGAUAUGGGAGGAGAUUAUGGCAGACAAGACCCUGCCAUGGAAGCAGGCGGAGGCAGCGAAGGAGGAUCAACGACGACUCGGGUUCACAACCACGACGUAAGCCUGAGAGGCGUAAGCCCAAAAAUAUGGAGGGGGCACACGGAGUGGUCAGCGGAGCCGAGGGGUGAACCAGAGCCAGUCAGGGAGUGGAUUGAUGAACUCGACGAAAGAUUCCGGAGAGAGGUGUGGGCGUUGAGAGCACUGCAGAGCGGGUGUGCUGAGGAGCGUGACACCAGUCAUAUGCACCAGUUUCAAGCAUCUGGCCUCCAGUGUGCCUCCUCUGUCCGGUAUGCCCUGUGUCUCCUCCAUGCACUCGCCCUGAGGUGUGUGUCACCGUUCCGGUACAAUGUGUGCCGGUUCUACGUACCGUGUCUCCAGUGCGUCUUCACAGGCGUCCUGUGCCAGCGCCUCGCAUUUGCAGGGCUAAAGUGAGCAUCCAGCCUGGACGGGUUGUGCCAGCUCUACGCUCCUGACCUCCAGUGCGCCUCCAUGGUCCAGUAUAUCCUGUGCCAGCUCCUUGCACCCAGCCUCCUGUGCGUGUCUCCAGCCUGGUACGUCCUGUGCCUGCUCCACGCACAAAGCCUCCAGUGAUGAUCCAUGGCCCAAAGCCUCCAGUGAUGAUCCAUGGCCCAGAGCCUCCAGGAUUGAUCCAUGGCCCGAAACCUCCAGUGAUGAUCCAUGGCCCGGAGCCUCCAGUGAUGAUCCAUGGCCCAGAGCCUCCAGAGACGAUCCAGGGUCCGGAGUCUCCAGUGACAGUCUGCAGUCCAGAGUCUCCAGUGACAUUCGGCAGUCCAGAGCCUCCGGCGACGGUCUGCGGUCCAGAGCUUCCGGCGAUGGUGUGCGGUCUAGAGCCUCCGGCGACGGUCUGCGGUCCAGAGCCUCCUGCAACGGUGUGCGGUCUAGAGCCUCCGGCGACGGUCUGCGGUCCAGAGCCUCCGGCGAUAGUCGGCGGUCCAGUUCCUCUGGCGACGAACCACGGUCUGGUUUGUCUAGUGACGAUCCACGGUCUGGUUACUCCGGCGACGAUCUAUGGUCCGGAGUCCCUGGCGACGAUCUACGGUCCGGUUCCUCUGGCAACAGUCCAUGGUCCGGUCCACAGAAGCGGAGGGAUCAGCGAGCAGAGCGGGGUCUACGUCCCGAACCGGAGCCGCCACUGAGGCUCGAUGCCCAACCGGACCCUCCCCCAUGGAGUCAGGUUUUGCAGCCAGAGUCCACACCUUUGGUACUGUCACGCCCUGACCUUAAACAUACUUUUUAUUUCUCUAUUUGGUUAGGUCGUGGUGU
Molecule: messenger RNA, 1574 nt
Organism: Oncorhynchus tshawytscha (Chinook salmon)
Lineage: Eukaryota; Metazoa; Chordata; Actinopteri; Salmoniformes; Salmonidae
Product: pollen-specific leucine-rich repeat extensin-like protein 3
Exons: 2
Coding region: 881-1447 (188 amino acids)
Source: RefSeq, a predicted model, not a curated record